Messenger RNA from Exophiala spinifera, 792 nucleotides. RefSeq lists its product as uncharacterized. The record is from RefSeq and is a predicted model, not a curated record. The transcript is spliced from 3 exons. Gene Ontology annotation, molecular function: oxidoreductase activity, acting on NAD(P)H, oxygen as acceptor. Lineage: Eukaryota; Fungi; Ascomycota; Eurotiomycetes; Chaetothyriales; Herpotrichiellaceae. The coding region runs from base 1 to 792 and encodes 263 amino acids. Gene Ontology annotation, cellular component: intracellular anatomical structure.
AUGUCUACACCCAAAAGCCACUUCGGCCCAUCUCCAGACUUUUUAUCAAACCAUCGAUCUGCGAACCCAGCCAGCCGCACGAUCUUGGUGACCGGAGCGACGGCCGGCAUCGGCUUAGCUAUAACGCGUCACCUGCUCUCCUUGAGCGCGCAGCACCUGCUGAUCCUGACGGGACGCAAGAAGGAUGUCCUCGAGGACUUUGCAGGCAAGAAUCCAGACCGUGUCAUCACCAGCCCGGGAGACAUGUCGGACCUUGGCUACGUCAAGUCCAUCCUGGCCGGCAUCGACCUGGACGGGCGUCUAGACGGCCUCAUUCUGAACCACGGCACGUUCGGCUCUUCCUUGAGAAUCAAGGAUAUCUCGGCCGAAGACUGGGAGAGUACCUUUCGAAUCAACGUUUCCAGUUGCGUGGAAUUGAUCAAAGACGCACUGCCCCUUCUCCGACCUGCCAAGGGUCGAGUUGUCUUUACAUCCUCGGGCGCCGCUUCAAAUGCGUAUGCGUCCUGGGGUGCUUACGGCGCGUCUAAGGCGGCCAUCAACCAUCUCACCAUGACGCUCCGGACCGAAGAGCCUGAAGUCACGACGGUAUCGAUACGGCCUGGAGUAGUGGAUACUGCUAUGCAGGUUGACAUCCGGGAGAAGUUUCUCAAGAACAUGGACGAGAAGGACCAGAAGAAAUUUAGUACUGCGAAGAAAGAUGGCAUCCUGUUGCCACCUGAGAAACCCGGGCGAGUGAUUGCGGAACUGGCAGUCCGAGCGGAGAAGGACUUGUCAGGACAAUUCUUGAGGUGA